Messenger RNA from Daphnia carinata, 1365 nucleotides. RefSeq lists its product as uncharacterized. The transcript is spliced from 5 exons. NCBI's taxonomy places the organism in Eukaryota, Metazoa, Arthropoda, Branchiopoda, Diplostraca, Daphniidae. The record is from RefSeq and is a predicted model, not a curated record. Gene Ontology annotation, cellular component: membrane. Bases 1 to 1365 code for a protein of 454 amino acids.
AUGUAUAAUAGCUCACAACCUUCACGUUCUAUCAGCAGUUUUAAUUUCGAUCAAGGCAUCUUUUAUUCCGAAGUCAAUAACAUUUCCAUAACAGAAAGAAUGACAAAUUCCUUAGUUUUCCUUUUCGUAGGCUUUGCUACGUUAACGUCAAUUGUAAACGCACAAAAUCCGACGUGCCCCACUGGCGGUCCCGCCGCAUAUUGCAGUUGCUACGCCGAGAGCCCUGGAUUCAGGAUCGAAUGUGAUGGUGGUUAUGCAGAUCCCGAAGAAGUUAGACAGUAUCUGAUAUUCCACCAAUCGUACGGCCUCAUUGUUUCUUUGACCGUAAAAAACAUUAUGCAGAGUACGUUUAAUUACGUUCCAGACGAUUUUCUAGUGGGAAAUCAAGUUCCAAGCGUCUCUUUUAAAUGCGGUCACGGAUUCUCAGUCAAUCAAGGCAUUUUGGUGUUCAGCGUCCGCGCGUUCACCGACAGUUUCAACGAAUGUGGCCUCACAGGUGAUUUAACAUUUUCAAACUGCAAUCUCCGUCAGUUUGAUGCGGCCGUUCUAAACAAUUGCAACCGAUUAAACAAACUCGCUUUCAUGGACAGCCAUGUUGAAAGUCUCAUCGACAUUCCCACACUGAGGAGCUUGACAAAUUUCACGGUGUAUUCGCCAAGACAAUGGGCUGGUGCCAAUCAGAGAGGUCUUUCACGAAUGAGCUUAGCUCCAGGUGCAUCUCUUCCGCUUCUUACCUAUCUGGAUCUCACUGGAAACAGCCUAGACGAUGGCUCCAUCAGCUUUGUGGCUGAAGAAACAAUCAUUGAGGAGAUGCAUUUAGAAGGAAACAACUUCGCCUUCGUCCCUAAUUUGACUAGCGCUUUUAAUUUGCAUACGUUCUCCAUCGCGCUGAACGUGAGCUCAUCGACGCCCAUCCUGCUUCCCAAUCCGAGAUCGCAGUCACGGUCUCUAAACGCCAGUUUCUAUUCAAAUUUUAAAAUAAAAAACGAAGUUGCACUUCUAGAUGGAAUGUUUGGGCAAGACGCCAUCAAUCUCAAACUAAACAUGACAGAGUUCAGAGAGGAUGUAUUCUUCGAACAACUCAGCCAAUCAUCUGGUCUCAUCAUCAACCUGAACUCAGCUGCAAGGAUCUUGUGUAGCUGCUACAUUUCAUGGCUAUUGCGCGAUAAUCGAUCUCUACUCAAUCAAGUCAAGAAUGGAUUUUGCACAGAUGGACGUUCAUUCGAGUCGAUUCCAUUGGAAGAUUUCGCAUGCUGUGGGUCGGGAUCUUUGAUGAAACGCAUCGAGCGCCAGCAGAAAGAGAUUGAAAACCUGAAAGCUACCGUAAAUCAGCUAUUACAUUCCGAAGCACGUCAUGAUUUCUAG